AUGAUGGACAAAUCGGUUAAAGUUUAUGUAAUGCAGACCAUUCUCUUUGGUGCCAUUUUAGUCGGACGCCAUGGCCUCAAUCUCAGGCCUGAAUGGUCAACGGCUGUGGCCCGUUACGUGAUCUAUAUGUUGAUACUGAAGGGCUCCAAAGGGUUGUGCUCACUCGCCUACACUGCGAUACGAUCCAAUCAGCCGCCAAGCCUUCGAACAGUAAUAAACAACAGAAACUCUCUCAUUCUCUUUGCUGCGUCCCUCCUGGUCGUGCUGUACAGUGAGCAGAAACUUCUAGAAGAGGACUUCAUCCUGUGGGUCAUAGCGUACCUGAUAAAGAAGUAUUCAGAACUGGAACAGGUAGCGGCCAUCAUCCCCUACGGCGUCGGCAUGGCGUGCAACUACUUUGAGGGUUACUUGGCGCUGGUGAUCCCCAGCGAUGGUGCCAGUUUCGUAGGUUUCGACGACAACGUGGAGAGGUACGCGGCGAAACAGGGCGUUGUGUUCCCCGUGAAGAAGCUGUUCAUCAUAAUCACCAAGUCCCUGCACUGCCCGCCCGACUUGAAACACUUCAAUAAGAGGAACAGAGAAGACCUGCCCUAUUUGGAGGCCUGUCGCUCACCGGCACCUAGUAGAGCCAGGCUCGAAUUGGUGGCG
Molecule: messenger RNA, 648 nt
Organism: Iphiclides podalirius (scarce swallowtail)
Lineage: Eukaryota; Metazoa; Arthropoda; Insecta; Lepidoptera; Papilionidae
Source: the annotation of a GenBank genome assembly